Ornithodoros turicata is the source of this 1153-nucleotide messenger RNA. RefSeq lists its product as uncharacterized. The record is from RefSeq and is a predicted model, not a curated record. NCBI's taxonomy places the organism in Eukaryota, Metazoa, Arthropoda, Arachnida, Ixodida, Argasidae. The transcript has 8 exons. Bases 187 to 1050 code for a protein of 287 amino acids.
UGGAAAGGUUGCCUCCCAUGUCUACUAACAUCCUGAAAUGCAUGAUGCGCGUUCAGAAUCUACAUGGCCUUCACGUCUAUUAUGACGAUAUGCACCUUGAAGAUGAUGAUGUGCACAGAAACGAGCUGUAACAGGACGAGGAAGUUUAGGUCAUGUGGUGAACCUACGAGUUUGUUAUUGCCUUGAAUGGACAAUCAUUGCACAGAGGUCCCGAUCAUGAAAGUAACCGGAAAAUUCCCCGCCCACUUGUUCGUUGGAGCAUCGGUGGCUCUUCUCCUCUACACCUACCAGAGCCCCGUCAGGUUCCGCGUGGCAAUCAUGCAAGAUGAUAAGGGCCACUACGUCGAGUUUGGGAUGUUUGAAAAUGAGUUUGAAAGCAAAAACACUGAACGCCAGGGAAAGGCGGCGUUCAAAAAACAAGACGGGUUUGAUAUUAGACCUGAUCCUAACUACGAGGUAGGAGUCGAUGUGACAAAGCCUGACGUAUAUCACUGGAUGGAGUUUCGUUUUACUGCUACAAAAACUACAGAGUUUUGGAUUGACGACAUCAAGGUUGGAAAAGAAGAAUCGAUGGAAGUUGCCUUAUUUGAGGAGAUCUUCAAUUACGUUCCAGAGGGGAAGGCCGUUUUCAAUAACGUGAUGUUCACGGAGAUGCACGUCACUUGUCCAAAGAACAUGACGUCAGCGCUCUUACCUGAGGAUGUCUUCAUACACGCGGAUAACCUGAUCUUCAUCGGCCCAGGGGGUUCUAUAACUAUCAAGGGGGAAUUCAAGAAAUCAGGAAACACCAGUGUAACUAUCGAGUCAAAACAAGGGUGGACCAAUAAACCGUCGAAGACCUUGUCGAAACCCAGUGGUGCCGAUGGAGAAGUGGACCUCGUGAUUUUCAACCGAGGACAUCUUCUGACAUGCCUUAUCGGCGGGAAGGAAAUUCAGAUUGCUCCGGUUUAUGCGUCGUAUGACCCGCCCGCUGUCAAAGUAAAAAACUUUGACACCAACAAGAUCGAAUUUAGGACAGGCCUCAGUGAGAGCAAGCUGGUGCCAAAAUAAAUAGUGACCCAGUGAGCCUGGAGGACAGGAUCCGUUUCUCCCAUUUUGUUUCGUUUUUCUUUCUUCACGUGUGGUUGAGGUGAAAUAAAGGAGUGCAAUCAUA